Messenger RNA from Plectropomus leopardus (leopard coralgrouper), 4177 nucleotides. It is a transcript of the gene ntrk1, whose product is annotated as neurotrophic tyrosine kinase, receptor, type 1. Gene Ontology annotation, biological process: positive regulation of phosphatidylinositol 3-kinase/protein kinase B signal transduction; nerve growth factor signaling pathway; positive regulation of kinase activity. The record is from RefSeq and is a predicted model, not a curated record. NCBI's taxonomy places the organism in Eukaryota, Metazoa, Chordata, Actinopteri, Perciformes, Serranidae. Gene Ontology annotation, molecular function: neurotrophin binding; transmembrane receptor protein tyrosine kinase activity; neurotrophin receptor activity. Gene Ontology annotation, cellular component: axon; signaling receptor complex; plasma membrane.
UGACUCUGGCCCCUGUUCUCUUGCCCCUCCCUUCAUCGUGGAGGAGAGGAAGGGAGAGGGAGAAAGAGAGAGGCUGCAGCCCACUACCACCAUGUCCCCAGAGGCCCCUUGCCUGCCUGCUUGCCUGCCUGCCCCUCCUGCUGCUCAGUACAGCUGUGUCUCAGCACCAGACCCUGACCAGCUGGGAUCUCAACCCUGCCAGAGCACCACAAGAAGAAGAGCCACUGUGUGUAAAAAGCUCCUCACCUCUCUCCGCUGACUCUUCAUUAGGUGAAGCACACCGACACUGACUCCAACUAGAGCAGCCAAACCUCUUCGCUGGUGCUGAGAAGAUCCUCUUUUCAAGCAUGGCUGUGGCGCCCCGGGCCCUGGCACUUGCCCUGCUCCUGGUGCUCGCCCUGUUCAGCCUGGCACCCGCGCCCACCUUGGGAGGCUGCCCGUCCGCUUGCCGGUGCUUUUUCACCAUGCUGCAGUGCCUGGAGCCCAAUGGCAUCACCAGCAUCCCGGCACUGGCGCCACAAGAGAGCGAGAAUGUGACAGAGAUUUACAUGGAAAACCAAGCAGCGCUGGAGAAUAUCACAGAAAUUGAUCUUGUUCACUACAGAGAGCUGAAGAACCUCACCGUCACAUCAUGUAAGCUGAGGCUCAUCUCUGCCAAUGCUUUCCAACACAACCUCAAGCUCCAGUAUGUGAACUUUGCAUCAAACUCUCUGGAACAUAUCUCCUGGAGGGUGUUUCAUUUUCUGCCGCUGCUCAACCUGGUUUUAAGAGACAACCCUCUCGUUUGCUCUUGUGACCUCCACUGGCUCCAGCAGUGGCAGCGUAAUGACCGCGGCGACCUGGACAACCAAAUGUCUUGUUUCUUGGAUGAUCAAGAAAUUCCGCUCAACUCUUUGGUGAUCGAUAACUGCAGUCUGCCUGAGGUGACUAUCAUCGCCUACAAAGAUGCAAAAAUUCAAGAAGGAGGCAACCUGACAUUUGCAUGUCAAGUGACGGGAAGUCCCACUCCCAAUGUGAGAUGGCGAACUGAAGAGCUUCACUCUCGCUUCUAUACCCAGGAGAGAAUCUGGGGUUCCACAUUAGAGCUGGUCCUUUUCCUCACCGACGUUUCCUCCAGCGACAACCUGCACAACCUCACCUGUGAGGCCGAGAACCAAGCUGGGCCUGGGGAGGAGAUGGUGCAAUUGGACAUUGAGUUUCCAGUCAGAAUCCUGUUUCUGAGGGACGCCGUGCAGCAGCACCACUGGUGUUUCCCCUUUGCUGUGGAUGGCAACCCUGCACCAGAGAUCACCUGGCGAUACAAGGGCAAAGAACUCAAAGAAACUGUUUACACAUACACGCAGCUCAUCCCUGACUCAGCUGACGGAUCUGUGAAACACGGCUGUCUCUUCCUCAACAAGCCCACCCACAUCAACAACGGCCACUACACCCUGAUUGUGCAGAACAAACUGGGAAAGGAUGAGGCCACAGCCACUGGGAUGUUUAUGGACAACCCCUUCGACCCGCUCGAUCCUGAGGGGAUAAUUCCAGUCCUUGAUGCUGAUCCAAUUCCUACGAACAAAUCAGACAUGGACGUCACAGAGAACCCAGAGAGUCGAGUGUUUGUGGUGUCUGUGGCCGUGGGUCUCGCCAUGUUUGCCUGCACUUUCCUUCUCAUCAUGGUUUUGGUUAUUAACAAGUGCGGCCAGCAUUCCAAGUUUGGUAUUCACCGUUCAUCAGUUUUGGGCACUGAGGAUGACCUCGCCGUGUCGCUUCGUUUCAUGAACUUUGGGACCAGCCCGCCUUCCUCGGAUGAAGACUCUGGUUUAUCCAGCUUUGUCGAGAAUCCACAGUACUUCUGCGGCAUCAUCAAGGAGAAAGACAUGUGUGUCCAGCACAUUAAACGGCAGGACAUUGUGCUGAAGUGGGAGCUGGGUGAAGGAGCGUUUGGCAAAGUCUACCUGGCAGAGUGUGCAAACCUGAGCCCAGACAGCGAUAAGAUGCUGGUCGCCAUCAAGACUCUAAAGGACGCCAACGAAUCGACUCGGCAGGACUUCCAGAGGGAGGCGGAGCUGCUGACGUUGCUUCAACACCAGCACAUUGUUCGAUUCUACGGCGUCUGUACGGACGGAGAGCCACUGGCCAUGGUGUUUGAGUACAUGAGGCACGGAGAUCUCAACCGAUUUCUUAGAGCUCACGGCCCCGACGCUCGUAUCCUGGAGGAGACGAAGAUGCCGCCGCUGGGUCAGCUCACCAUGCCUCAGAUGCUGCACAUCGCCGCUCAGAUCGCCUCGGGCAUGGUCUACCUGGCAUCGCUGCACUUCGUCCACCGUGACCUGGCAACCCGCAACUGUUUGGUUGGAGAGGGACUGGUGGUCAAGAUUGGAGACUUUGGCAUGUCCAGAGACAUCUACAGCACCGACUACUAUCGGGUGGGCGGCCGUACGAUGCUGCCAAUCCGCUGGAUGCCCCCAGAGAGUAUCAUGUACAGGAAGUUCACCACAGAGAGCGACAUCUGGAGCUUCGGCGUGGUGCUCUGGGAGAUCUUCACCUAUGGAAAACAGCCCUGGUACCAGCUGUCCAACAGUGAGGCCAUCGAAUGCAUCACGCAGGGUCGGGAACUGGAAAGGCCACGCACCUGCCCGAAGGAGGUGUACCUGCUGAUGCAGGGCUGCUGGCAGAGAGAGCCCCAGCAGAGGAUGGUGAUCAAGGAUAUCCACAGCCGCCUGCUGGCCCUGGUCAAGAACCCGCCGGUUUACCUCGACAUCCUCGGCUAAAGGGGCCAAGAGCCAACCAGAGAACGGAGGUCAGAGGCUGGGAAGGUUCAGGUUUUGAUUUGAGACCUCAAACUUUUUAUUUUAUUACUCUAAUCAGGGGUUGAUUACUUUAAACAGGUUCCUAUUAAGUUUAAAAGUAUGUCCCAGUUCUCCCAGCUGCUGCUUUUCCAGCCUCGAUGUUUAAGGAUGAACUGUUUGCAGUGACCUCGUCGCUUUACCUCAUCCCAGCUCGACCCCGACCCCUUUUUACUGCCCCGUCAUUCUCUGGAAACCUGUCGAAUGUUUACCAAAGUGUCUCAUGUUUAUCUGAAGUGGGAUCAGCCAGAUGGAGGGACAUGCAUGGAAGUGUUGAAGUAACUGUAUAUGGACUUUACCUUGCUGGGAGCGAUCUCAGAUGACGGCUUGUUGGAGGAUUUUGGCUCUGCGGAGGUUUUUGAGCUGAGCUGUGAUACAUUUUUUUCGACUCCACAGCCGACACUUGUGUUGAAAGGCAAUUAGAAAAUGAAACGGAUGAUUACAAAGGAGGGCACUUCACAAAACGAGUCAAAAGUGGAAACCAAUUUUUCAGAUCUGGGCGCAGCAGACUUGUACAGAACAGUAACUGAUUUUGAAAAAGUUUUGAUAUGGGAGGUAAUUUAAGGCUUUCAGUUAAUGUAUAUAAGAUAUCAAAGUUGUACAAUCAAAACCUUGGAAAGGUUAUUUGUUUCUGAUGUGUCAAAUCCAGUGUAUCAUAUGAGUAUUUUUCAAAAUCAUGAACAAAAUGUCAUAUAAGUGUGUGUUUACAUUUAAUGCUAUCAAAUAUGAAGAAAAAAUACUUCCAAAGAACAACAGUGUGACCUGUGGCCUGCCUGCGGCACUCAGGACUGGCUUUUGUACGAAUUAGCGAUGUUUAACAUGCUGCUGUAACCACCUUACAAUCAAAGCACUGCAGUGAAAUUUGGUAAGGGGGCAAGAUGGUGGGGAGGGGACACACUGAGAUGUUUCAGAGGUAACAGAUGGAUUAAAGUGUGUGAAAGAGAGGGACAGAUGGCACUGAAACAGAGACUGGAGGUGAAGGGGAAAAUAAAGUUUAAAAACAAAUGGGGCAUUUUAGAGGGGGAAAGGAUGAGUAUACAAACCGUUGUGAUGCCUUUAAAGGGGAAGUUCUCCCCAAAAUCAAAAAUACAUAUUUUUCCUCUUACCUGUAGUGCUAUUUAUCAAUCUAGAUUGUUUUGGCAUGAGUUGCUGAGUAUUAGAGAUAAGAGGAAAAAUGUGCAUUUCUGAUUUGGGGGUGAACUGUCCCUUUAAGUGUAAAUAAUAAAUGUACAUACUCUGUAUUAAUGUCUAAAAAGUAUAUAUAUCUUCAUGUAUUGUUACUCCAGCACUUUGUAUAUUGUCUGCCCUUAAAAAUAAACAAACUUGAUUAAAAAAUGGCUGCAGCC